Uncinocarpus reesii 1704 is the source of this 1980-nucleotide messenger RNA. RefSeq lists its product as uncharacterized. Gene Ontology annotation, biological process: regulation of DNA-templated transcription; DNA-templated transcription. The record is from RefSeq and is a predicted model, not a curated record. Bases 1 to 1980 code for a protein of 659 amino acids. The transcript is spliced from 6 exons. Gene Ontology annotation, molecular function: DNA binding; zinc ion binding; DNA-binding transcription factor activity, RNA polymerase II-specific. NCBI's taxonomy places the organism in Eukaryota, Fungi, Ascomycota, Eurotiomycetes, Onygenales, Onygenaceae.
AUGGAUACCGGAGAGAAAGAGGACGAUAUUUCUGAGCAACCCGUCUUAGGCUCCCGGGCGAUCAAAUGUGACAGAGCUUCCCCAUGUUCAAACUGCCGCAUUGCGAAGAGCAUUUGUAAAACCUCCCCACGGGUGAAAGAGCAACGCCAGAGGGUUUUGAUUUCGCACCAGUAUGAGAAGAAAAUCGAAACCAUAGACGAAAGGCUUACAAACAUUGAACGACUUCUAAAAGACCUCGCGCUGUCCAUUCCUGGACGCCAAACACUGGCUGAUUCCCAAACCGCCAGUUGUAAUUCACAGCAAACAGAUAGCCCAAGAAUUCGUUCCGCUAUUCAGGAGCCAAAUGUCAUGACCCCCAGUGCCCAUUUUGAAGGCGAAUCCGCCUUCAGUGCGCAUUCAGUCCUUGCGAGUGCUAUAUUUGAGCAGACCAUGGGGAGUAGUCCGAAUAUCGAACAAAAUCCGGCGAUGAUUCAAGCCUUGUCGUCGUUACGGGAUAUAGUGAAGGGCCAAAUUCGCCCUUCGGGAAUCCAUACUCUUCGAUUCCGUGGCCAAACUCCAAGGAGGGACCUUGAUCUUUCUCAGCUGGAGCUCCCGCCGUUAGACACGGUCCUUUCAAUGUUACGUCUCUCAAAAGACCAUUAUCCGAUUUUGUUUCUCACUCUCCCGAUCGUGGACCUGCCGUAUUUUACGCAACUUUGUAAAGAUGUGUAUUUCUGCAUGGAUGAGUAUUCGAGCGCACAGUUUGCUACAGUCAAUUGUAUUCUCUCAUAUCUUUUCAAGGAAUAUUAUUAUUAUGGGGGCGAUGAUCAGCCGAAAGAUAAAUUCAAAGAAUAUUCUGAAUUGUGCGCAUCGAAUUUCGAAACCGUUAUCAGCAGCUUUGAUCUGCUCGUGGAGCCUAGUUACGAUAUUAUCCUGGCUCUAGCUCUUGGGGCUUUUCAUGCCACUGAGGUUUCAAAGAUCUCGCUCUGCUGGAAUUUUACUGCUAUAGCGGCCCGAAUGUGUCAGAGUUUAGGUUAUCACCGCACAGCUAGGAAGGAUGAUGCAGGAGCAUCUUCAGAAAAUGCCACAAUGGAAAAGUCCGUCUUUUGGUUUGUCUAUCUUAUGGAUAAAAGCAUGUCGUUGUGUCUAGGCAGGACAUCCUCACUUCAGGAUUAUGAUAUUGCCGCUGAAUUUCCGGAGCUGCCAGCAGACCCUGGCCUACGUCCCUGGCGCACGCUUUACCGGAACUGGACCGAUUACAGUAAAAUCGCUGGCAGGAUCUACGAACUUUUGUUCUCUUCUCGCGCGCUUGCCGAUACUGCCGCGGUGCGUCUACACAAGGCACAACAGCUUGAGGAAGAGAUCAAGAGUUGGAGAAAUGAAAUUCUUCAAUUCGAUCCUGGCGAAGCGUAUCACGCUUUUUUCUUCCAGUGGAUGUUACCCGGCGCUGAUUUAAGUUAUUAUAUGCUUUUAACCUUGGUGUAUCGCGCGGUACCUCCGUCACAGCCACCGGAAACUCCAUCUGGACUCAGUUCAAAGACCUUGUUACAGUGCCCUUUUGUCCCGUUUCUAGUGACAUUCUGUCAUACCAUAUCAUCGGGUGAUAUGGAUGACUUGAGACUACUUGAAGAGGUGGCAACUAGUCUCCAAGCCGCGGGAGGGCUCUCGGAAGGUGCUGAGCGGUUAUACCGCUUGUGUAUGGUAUUUUAUCAGGUUGCCAAAGUAUAUGUGGAUGCAAAACUCCAAGAGGCUGAAAAUGCAAAUGAAACUUCAGCAUACCAGCCCGCCACCUACCCAGGGGAAGAAUUCGACAGCUACUUGAAUGCCCUUGGACUUGGGCCGUCGCUAGCACCCUAUAUGCCAAGGGGGGUGACUGGUGCUGGCAAUAAUAACAGCGAAGGAACAAUGCCCGAUUUUUUCGAUGUCGAUAUGGCCCAAUCAUUGGAGGACUGGUAUUUGGGAAACCGACAUAUGAUGGGGUUGCUAGAAUCGGAUCUCUAG